Molecule: messenger RNA, 648 nt
Organism: Mesorhabditis spiculigera
Lineage: Eukaryota; Metazoa; Nematoda; Chromadorea; Rhabditida; Rhabditidae
Source: the annotation of a GenBank genome assembly
AUGUUUCUCGACAUCCUCUCCACAACCGCCCUAGCAUCCACAUUUGCAUUUUUCGCGUGCGGAAUUCAAGUAUGCUAUAAAAUACGCGAAAAUGGACAUACUGAAGGAAUAAACCCUGCCCCAUUUCUAAUGACGCUAUUAUCUUGCGUAAUGAUGUUGCAAUACGGAAUCUUACGGGAUGACAACGUGGUGAUACUCUGUAAUUUGGUGGGAGCCGUUCUGGAGGGAAUCUACGUUGCUUACUAUUAUUACAUGACACAUUUAAAGCGAAGAAUCAGAAGAUAUUUAUUUAUCGAGCUUUUUGCGGUGCUAGCGAUGGAAUGGAUGGUUCAAGGGAUGGGGCUGCCCGAUCGUGGAUUGGCCGUUUUGGGCGUCGUCUGCAUGGUUUUGAAUAUUUCUGCAAUUGCGGCACCUUUGGCAUCUGUUCAGCAGGUCUUCCGCACAAAAUCCGCAGCCUCUCUGCCAGUCCCAAUUUGCAUAGCCUCCUUCAUCGUCUCGAUCCAAUGGCUCCUCUACGGCAUUUUAGUCGAUGAUCCUGUCAUCAAGUAUCCUAACUACAUCUCCACUUUUCUGUCUACCAUCCAAUUGGCGUUGAUCAUAAUUUACGGCACCGCCCGAAAGCCAAAGAUCAUCUACAUGGAUGAGUUG